Molecule: messenger RNA, 3451 nt
Organism: Grammomys surdaster
Lineage: Eukaryota; Metazoa; Chordata; Mammalia; Rodentia; Muridae
Product: TRPM8 channel-associated factor 2
Exons: 8
Coding region: 113-2872 (919 amino acids)
Biological process (GO): negative regulation of anion channel activity
Source: RefSeq, a predicted model, not a curated record
UGAGUGUCUUGGCACUUGUGCGACUCAGAAAGGAAAUCCUUAAAGCGCCAGAAGGCUACUGGACGCCAUUCCCGACAGUCAGUGUAUCUUCUCACAGCAGCUGGGCAGAACCAUGGCAACAACUCCUGAUGCUGCUUUUGAAGCCCUCAUGAAUGGAGUGACCAGUUGGGAUCUCCCUAAAGAAUGCACUCCCUGUGAACUCCUUCUUAUUGGGGAGGCUGCCUUCCCAGUGAUGGUGAAUGACAAGGGUCAGGUGCUCAUUGCUGCCUCUUUCUAUGGCCAAGGCCGCCUGGUGGUCGUAUCCCAUGAGGGCUACCUGAUGCAUGCUGGCUUGGUUCCAUUUCUCCUCAAUGCAGUGAGCUGGCUCUGCCCCUGCCCAGGGGCUCCCAUUGCAGUACAUUCUUCCUUAGCACCAUUAGUUAACAUCCUAGGUGACUCUGGGAUAAAUGCAUUGGUUCAGCCUGAGCCUGGAGAAGCUCUGGGAGUUUAUUGCAUUGAUGCCUACAACGACACCUUGACUGAGAAGCUGAUCCAGUUUGUGAAGCGUGGUGGGGGCUUGCUCAUUGGAGGCCAGGCCUGGUAUUGGGCCAGUCAACAUGGCCGUGACAAGGUGCUGUUCAGUUUCCCUGGGAACCAGGUGACAAGUGUGGCUGGAGUGUACUUCACAGAUGUCUAUGGGGAUAUAAACCGCUUCAAGGUCUCUAAGAAGGUACCCAAGAUCCCACUCCAUAUCAGGUGUUGGGAGGAGUUCAGGCAUGACCAGGAGCAACUUCUGGAUGGGAUCUGUAUGUUGGACAUCAGGACUGGGGGUGUCCCCUCACAACUAUUGGUGCACGGCUCCCUGGCCUUCCCUGUGGGGCUCGAUAACUCCUUCCUUAGCUGCUUCCUAGCAGCUGCCCACUAUGGUCGUGGCCGUGUGGUGUUGGCUGCACAUGAGGCCAUACUCGGGGCUCCUAAGAUGGAACCCUUUUUGCUGAAUGCUAUACGUUGGCUGUCCAGAGACCAGAGAGCUACUAUUGGGGUGAACAAAAGUCUCAAGAGUCUGAAUUCCCUAUUGUUGAAGCAUGGCCUGAAAUGCAGCCUGGAGCCCCAUUUGACCAAUGACAUGGGUGUCUACUGCUGUGUAGCUUAUAGUGACCAGGAUGCCAAGAAAAUACAGGAGUUUGUAGCAGAGGGUGGAGGAUUGCUCAUUGGUGGUCAGUCCUGGUGGUGGGCUUCGCAGAACCCAGGCAUCUCUGCUUUGGGUAGUUUCCCUGGGAAUAUCAUCCUCAACACCUUCGGCCUCAGCAUUUUGCCUCAGACUAUCGACCCAGGCUGUUUCCCUCUCCUUCCUAUAGAUAUAAGGAACUACCACUUUCGAAGGGCUCUAUCUGAGUUCCAGGCUAUGUUGAACCACAAAGGUGGGAACUUGGAAAAGAAGUAUUUGAGAAAGUUGGGAGUAGAUGGGGCAGGCUUUCUUCAGAUUCCUGCACAGGGAGUUCCUGCUUAUUUAUCUGUGCGCCGGAUCCUGAGGAAGAUCCUUCGACAGGCAGGCAUCCCAGCUGUGAGCAAGAAAAAUCCAGUGUCCAGUCACUCCUGUGAGGCUGCACUACUCCAUCUAGCCACAGAGCUGGUACAUUCUGGAACUGAUUGCUCUGAGAUAGUUCACAACCUUGAUACUCAGACCUGCUCCUCCAAUCUCAGCUCCUCGGAAAACCCCAUUACUGUGGAGAUCAAUGGAACCAACCCAGGUGACAGUGAUGUCUGGAUGAGCACUGGGCUCUACCUCCUGAAAGGACAAAGCACAGAGAUCUCUGUCUCUGAAGCUACUGCCUCUGCUGGCCUGAAGGUACAGAUUGGAUGUCACACUGAUGACCUUAGCCAGACCAAACAGCUGUUUCGAGCCCCUGUGGUAACUUACCAGUGCUGUAUGAACAAAACCCAACAGUCAGUCUCCUGCCUCUGGGGUGGUCUCCUGUACAUCAUUGUACCCAAAGGCUGUCAACUUGGCCCUGUAUCUAUUACCUUCAUGAAGGCAGUGCCUGCUCCAUACUAUAAGCUAGGUAAAACAUCACUGGAGGAGUGGAAAAGCUGCAUCCAGAAGGACCUAGGCCCCUGGGGAGAGCUGGCCACAGACAAUGUCAUCCUGACAGUGCCAACUGCAAGCCUCAAGAUUCUGGAGGAUCCAGAACCUCUGCUCCAACUCUGGGAUGAGAUUAUGCGGGCUGUGGCCAGGCUCGCAGCCCAGCCCUUCCCUUUCAAAAUACCUGAGAGAAUUGUUGCAGAUGUUCAGAUAUCAGCUGGCUGGAUGCAUUCAGGAUACCCCAUCAUGUGUCAAGAGGAGUCCGUGCAGGAGCUAAUAAGUUUGACAAACAUAAGAAGUAAGGGCCUGUGGGGACCCAUCCAUGAGCUGGGCCACAAUCAGCAACGCAGUGGUUGGGAGUUCCCCCCACAUACCACCGAGGCCACCUGCAAUCUCUGGUCAGUCUUCGUUCAUGAGAAAGUCCUGGGGAUUCCCAGGGCUCAGGCCCACCCUGAACUGAAACCUGAAGAAAGAGAAAAGAGAAUUAAAGCACACCUUCAGAAGGGAGCACCCCUGAAUGACUGGAAUGUCUGGACAGCACUGGAGACAUAUCUGCAGCUCCAGGAGGCCUUUGGGUGGGAGCCAUUCAUCAGUCUUUUUGCUGAAUACCAAACCAUUUCUCACAUCCCUGAAGACAACGAGAGCAAGAUGAACAUAUGGCUGAAGUUGUUCUCUGAAAAAGUGCAGAAGAACCUGGUUCCUUUCUUUGAAGCCUGGGGCUGGCCUAUCCAGAAGGAGGUGGCUAAAGAUCUGGCCUGCUAUCCUUCCUGGGAAGAUCACCCCCUGAAGAUGUACAUGGGGAUGGAGUAGCAGGGGCCUUGGAGGCGGCUGGGGUUGGAUAAAGGCAUUAGGAUGGGGUAAAAUGGGUGGGAUAAGGGAGGACCACAGUACUAGCUUCACUGUGUUCUGGCUUGAGACACUCACUGCCUUAACUAUUUUUCUGCACUGUUUGACUUUAAACUAUAUUUUGGGUUGUUUUAAAUAUCAUUCCAUGCUUUCUUGAGAAAGUUACUUGUGACAAUGAACCUGAUGAAUGUCCCUUUCCACACGUCAUCAACACAUCCCAAACUCAGGGACCAUUUCCUCAGAUACCACCAGUAUCCCUUGGAGGAUGCUUUGCACAUGAAAAACACUAAGAAAUCACUAAACUCUCCUGACACUGAAGGAACCAUCAGUGUGUUGUCCUAAGACUUGUGUAGAGCAUUUUGUCUGAGUUACAUGGGUGGACUUCCAUCAGGUUAAUAUCUUCUCAUCAUACAGGAGAAAAUGCCAUGGAUACUAAACAACUUCUAUACUCACUCUGGAAGACAAAGUGUCAGAUUUUACAGAUGUCCAUACAGUGAUAGACUGUGGAUCUUAUCCUCAACAGAGUUAUAAAGUUAACAAAAA